Molecule: messenger RNA, 2550 nt
Organism: Sphaerodactylus townsendi
Lineage: Eukaryota; Metazoa; Chordata; Lepidosauria; Squamata; Sphaerodactylidae
Product: extracellular calcium-sensing receptor-like
Biological process (GO): G protein-coupled receptor signaling pathway
Cellular component (GO): membrane
Molecular function (GO): G protein-coupled receptor activity
Source: RefSeq, a predicted model, not a curated record
AUGGUGUUGUUGGCUUAUGAGAGGAUUGUUGAGUACGAUGCCUCCCCUCCUUUGCCCAAGGAGGCCCCCGUUCCCGAUGCCUGGCACGACCGGCCGGAGAGACCCCCGCCCGGAAGGUUUAUGACACAAAUGUACCAGCAUAUCCUUGCUUUUAUAUUUGCAAUCAAAGAAAUCAAUGAAAAUCCCCAGCUUUUACCCAACGUCACCCUGGGCCUCCAGAUUUAUAAUAACUAUUUCAGUCCAAUGCAGACCAUGCAUGCCUCAAUGAAAGCUCUUUCCACACACCUCCAAUUCAUCCCUAACUAUAAAUGUGACGUUCAGGACAAUCCAGUGGCUGUGAUUGGAGGACCCAACUCGAAUAUUUACUCACAUGUUACCAAUACCACAUUCCAUGCAGGCAUCACAUACAGAACCAAAAGUUCCCUCAGCUUUAAGAUCACCCUGGGUGAUGAUGAGGCAUCCAACGCACCUUUCCAAACUCCCGUCAAAUCGAGAAACAGCAUAUUGUGGACAUGGAUUGGAGUGAUUUAUGUCGAUGUGGACAUUGACCAGACAUUCAUACGCAACGUGCUUCCCAUGUUUUCCCGGAACGGUAUCUGCUUUGAUUUUAUAGAAAAAUUUACAAAAAUAGAAUUUUCGGCUGAGGUCGAAACAUUUGUAGAAGAGGAAACCAAGCUAUGCCAAACUGUCAUGGGAAGCUCGGCCACUGUUGUGGUUUUGCACGGUGAAUUUCAGGCCACCAUUAUGUUGAGAAAUUUGCCCAUUAUGCAGAAUUUGGAGGAGUCGUUCGUGAAGACCAAAGGGAAAGUCUGGAUCAUGAUCGCCCAGAUGGAUUCUUUUGCAUCUGAUUACUACCAAAGAUAUUGGGAUCUAGACUUCAUCCAUGUGGCUCUGUCCUUGGCAGUUCACUCAAAGGACAUGUUGGGAUUCCAGAAAUUUCUCCACCUCACACACUCUACCUCUGAAAAAGAAGAUGGUUUCACCAGGAACUUCUGGGAAAAUGCAUUUAACUGUUUGCUUCCUGGCAGAAAGGCUAAGGAAAUCUGCAGCAUGUUUGACAAGGAUUUUGAGGAAACGUGCACUGGAGCAGAGAAGCUGGAGAAUCUUCCUAGCACGAUCUUGGAAAAGCACAUGACUGCCCACAGCUACAGCAUCUACAAUGCAGUAUAUGCGGUGGCACAUGCUGUGCAUGCCCUCCGUUCAUCUAAACCGAAGCACAUAUCUGUGAAGGAUGGAGGGAAAAGGACACUUCUGAAUUGGCAGGUGCAGCCCAUUUCUGAGUGUAAUGAAGCAUGUCAUCCUGGUUAUAGCAAAAGAAAGAAAGAGGGGGAGCCAUUUUGCUGCUACGACUGCUUUCGUUGUCCAGAAGGGAAGAUUUCAAAUGAAAAUGAUCUCGCCGACUGUUUUCAAUGUCCGGAAGAUCAUUACCCAAAUGGCAAGCAGGACCUGUGCAUUCCCAAAGUUAUAACCUUUCUGUCUUUUGAAGAGCCCUUGGGGAUUGCUGUGACCAUUUUUUCUUUGUCCUUGUCUUCCAUCACAGUUUUAGUGCUUGGAAUAUUCAGGAAAUACCACCACACACCCAUCAUCAAAGCCAAUAAUCGGACUCUCUCUUACACUCUUCUGAUCGCUCUCCUCUUCUGCUUCCUUUGUGCUCUUCUGUUCAUUGGCCAACCCAUGAAGGUGACGUGUCUUCUGCGACAAACAACAUUUGUCACUGUCUUCUCGGUGGCUGUUUCUUGUAUGUUGGCCAAAACCAUCACUGUGGUUCUGGCAUUUCUGGCCACCAAGCCAGGAUCCAGCAUGAGGAAAUGGGUGGGCAAAAAACUGACCACCUAUCGCCCUUGUUGCUCCCUUAUUCAAGUCAUGCUUUGUAGCGUGUGGCUGGCCACAUUUCCCCCAUUCCCUGAUCUUGACCUGCGUUCCGUAAGGGGAGAAAUCCUAAUGCAAUGUAAUGAAGGGUCGGUCUCUAUGUUUUAUUGUGUCCUGGGCUAUAUGAGCUUUUUGGCCAUUGUCAGUUUUGUUGUGGCUUUCUUUGCCAGGAAGUUACCCGACUCUUUCCAGGAAACCAAGUCUAUUACCUUCAGCAUGCUGCUGUUUUGCACCGUCUGGUUGUCCUUUGUUCCCACCUACUUGAGCACAAAAGGCAAGUCAAUGGUGGCUGUGGAGAUCUUCUCCAUCUUGGCAUCUAGCACUGGAGUUCUGACAUUGACUUUUACUCCCAAAUGCUACAUCACUCUGAUGAGACCAGAUUUGAACAAAAGGGAACAACUAAUCAAGAGUCAGAAAUGAGGGGGGAAAGGAUGUAUCUUCUGGGGUUAAUUUUUGUGUGCAUGUAUGGUACUUUUUUUUGAGUGCUUUCUUUCUGUGACAUUUUCUUUGUGGGGCAUACUGUUCCUUUCAGCAGGGCUUCCAGCAGGAUGCAGGUUUUGAAGCAAUCUUUCCCGAGCCUGAGAAGGUUGACUGGAACUGGAAACCAUGAAAACCUAAAUCAGCAACCUGUCUUUGUCAAUACUGCCUGUUAGAAACUUAAUCUGUUUUAUGUUUGUUACU